Molecule: messenger RNA, 930 nt
Organism: Cavia porcellus (domestic guinea pig)
Lineage: Eukaryota; Metazoa; Chordata; Mammalia; Rodentia; Caviidae
Product: olfactory receptor 7E24-like
Exons: 1
Coding region: 1-930 (309 amino acids)
Biological process (GO): G protein-coupled receptor signaling pathway
Cellular component (GO): plasma membrane
Molecular function (GO): olfactory receptor activity; G protein-coupled receptor activity
Source: RefSeq, a predicted model, not a curated record
AUGGGAACACAUAACCUAACAACUGUCUCAGAGUUCCAUCUCAUGAGCUUCUCAGAGGACCCAGACCUGCAGCCCAUCCUCUUUGGACUUUUCCUGUCCAUCUACCUGGUCACACUGCUCGGGAACCUGCUCCUCAUCCUGGCCGUCAGCUCUGACCCCCACCUGCACACCCCCAUGUACUUCUUCCUCUCCAACCUGUCCUUGGCUGAUAUCUGUUUAACCUCCUCCACAGUCCCUAAGAUGAUUGUAGACAUCCUAACUCACAGCAGAGUCAUCUCCUACAUGGGCUGCCUGACACAGAUGUCUCUGUUUAUCCUUUUUGCAUGUAUGGACAACAUGCUUCUGACUGUGAUGGCCUAUGACCGCUUUGUGGCCAUCUGCCACCCCCUGCAUUAUGCAGCCAUUAUGAACCCUCAGCUCUGUGUCUUACUACUUUUUGUGUCAGUAUUUAUUAGCCUCUUAGGCUCUCAAGUGCACAAUUUAAUUGCCUUGCAACUCACGUGUUUCGAAGGUGUAGAAAUUGCUAAUUUCUUUUGUGACCCUUCUCAGCUCCUUAACCUUGCAUGUUCUGAUACUGUAAUCAGAACCAUAGUCACCUAUAUUGUUACUGCCAUAUUUGGCUUUUUCCCAAUAUUGGGGAUUAUUUCCUCAUACUAUAAAAUUGUUUCCUCCCUUCUGAAAAUCUCAAAAUCUGGGGGAAGGUACAAAGCUUUUUCUACGUGUAGUUCUCACCUGUCACUUGUUUGCUUAUUUUAUGGAACAGGCCUUCUAACUUACCUCGGGUCAAGUGUGUCCUAUUCUCCCAGUAAGGCUAUGGUGGCCUCACUGAUGUACUCUGUGGUCACUCCUAUGCUGAAUCCUUUCAUCUACAGCCUAAGGAAUAGGGACAUUAGCAGCACCCUGAAGAGGCUCUGCAGCUGGUGGGUCUAA